This is a messenger RNA of Trypanosoma rangeli, 306 nucleotides long. RefSeq lists its product as uncharacterized. The transcript has a single exon. The annotation marks the transcript as partial. Lineage: Eukaryota; Euglenozoa; Kinetoplastea; Trypanosomatida; Trypanosomatidae. The record is from RefSeq and is a predicted model, not a curated record.
UUACUUUGCACCGUUGCAGACUUUAUGAUGAUCGUAACGCUGGGCAGCGACAAAGGGGCAGUUGUGUCACGCGAAGAGGCUGCAGCGGAAGUCUCCAUUGCGGAGGCUUUUGGUGUGUUGUCGUCAUACGCUCAGUGGGCCCUGGAGGCGGCGCCGGGGCUUGGGACCAUCACGGCCCACGUGGGGCCCGUGCGCAACGGAACGAAGGAGGCCGCUGUACGUAACCGCGUUGCCCACAGCAUCGUUCUCUCGCGCAGCGUGCAGAUUGGGCCAAUGUCGCUGCUGAGGCGGCAGGAAGCGAGUUAA